Molecule: messenger RNA, 703 nt
Organism: Mangifera indica (mango)
Lineage: Eukaryota; Viridiplantae; Streptophyta; Magnoliopsida; Sapindales; Anacardiaceae
Product: cyclin-dependent kinases regulatory subunit 1
Exons: 4
Coding region: 187-447 (86 amino acids)
Biological process (GO): regulation of mitotic cell cycle
Cellular component (GO): cyclin-dependent protein kinase holoenzyme complex; SCF ubiquitin ligase complex
Molecular function (GO): protein kinase binding; cyclin-dependent protein serine/threonine kinase activator activity; ubiquitin binding
Source: RefSeq, a predicted model, not a curated record
GAUACUUGAAUUUACUUUUAAGUCCCUCAUAGAAGUCCCUUAUUCUCCUGCCCCCUCAUUUCAUUGCCGUGUUGCUAUUUACCUACGCUUGCUUUUUUCUCUAUCCGACUCCCGUUCUCACACUCUGCUCUGCGAAUAUAUAGCCGAUCCAAUCUUUCAGGAUUUGUCGAGGACGAAAAGUUCGAUAUGGGUCAGAUCCAGUACUCAGAAAAAUACUUCGAUGACACUUACGAGUACAGACACGUUGUUCUUCCUCCUGAAGUGGCCAAAUUGCUCCCCAAGAAUCGCCUUCUCUCUGAGACUGAAUGGCGUGCAAUUGGAGUUCAGCAGAGCCGUGGAUGGGUUCACUAUGCCAUUCAUCGCCCUGAACCACACAUCAUGCUCUUCCGAAGGCCUUUGAAUUAUCAGCAGCAGCAAGAGAAUGAGCAAAGCAUGCUUGCUAAGUGAUGCUAUUACUCCUUAAUUGUCAAAAUGGAGAAUAUAAAAUAUAAGGGUUUAAUUGUUUUCGGAAUUCUGGUAUUGUAUUGUAUUUUGGUUCGCCAUACCAAUUCUAUGCUAGUCUUUCUGGUGUAUGGAUAUGGUGUCGACAUCUUUCAUGUAAUUAAUGCUACUGGUUUAGACUUGUGGUGGUGAACUUCUGGUGUACUUCUUGUGGAUGAAAAACCUCAUCUGAAAUCUGAAUAGAUGAAAGCUUCUUAUUCUA